Cherax quadricarinatus is the source of this 2246-nucleotide messenger RNA. RefSeq names its product SWI/SNF related, matrix associated, actin dependent regulator of chromatin, subfamily b, member 1 (gene Snr1). Gene Ontology annotation, cellular component: nBAF complex; nuclear chromosome; npBAF complex. Gene Ontology annotation, molecular function: transcription coactivator activity. Gene Ontology annotation, biological process: chromatin remodeling; positive regulation of pseudohyphal growth by positive regulation of transcription from RNA polymerase II promoter. The record is from RefSeq and is a predicted model, not a curated record. NCBI's taxonomy places the organism in Eukaryota, Metazoa, Arthropoda, Malacostraca, Decapoda, Parastacidae.
GCUUUGUUUACCUUCAAAAUGGCGAAGACUUACGGUGAUAAACCUGUCAGUUUUCAACUGGAGGAAAAUGGCGAGUUUUGGUGUAUUGGAUCUGAGGUUGGCAACUACCUGCGUUUGUUCCGUGGGUCAUUGUAUAAAAAAUUUCCUGGAAUGUACAGACGAUCUAUUACCAAUGAUGAACGAAAGAAGUUAAUGGAACUUGGUUUAACUCAGCAUGUGUUAGCGUCCAACAUUUCCCUUCUGCGAGCCUCUGAAGUAGAGGAUAUUAUUGAAGGCAACGAGGACAAGUACAAAGCUGUAUCAGUACGUCAGCAGCAAGAUCCAGAGGCAGCUGCUGCCAGAGGCUUGAAGCAGAGGAAUCAAUCGCGGCAACCACUCUCGUCCAAACAAUCACGCCGUGACAACAAAGCACGCCGUAGCAACCAACAACGCCAUGCCAACAAAUCAGCCAGUCAACAACCCUCCUCCGAUGGCAACACGCUGCAAUCAGGAGCUGAGCGCACAGUAAAGAAGCCAGCAGCCCCAUGGGUUCCAACCAUUUCUAACUCCUCUCAUCUGGAUGCAGUUCCUCAAGCGACUCCAAUUAAUAGAAAUCGUAUUAUUUCCAAGAAAAUUCGAACCUUCCCAAUGUGUUAUGAUGACCUCGAUCCUGCGCAGAUACAUGAGAAUUCCUGCCAAAAAGAAGAAUUGGUGCCCAUCCGGUUAGACAUGGAAAUAGAGGGUCAGAAGUUGAGAGACACUUUUACUUGGAACAAAAAUGAGAUGCUUGUGAGCCCAGAACAGUUUGCAGAACUUCUCUGUGAUGAUCUAGAUUUGAAUCCUCUUAUGUUUGUCCCAGCAAUUUCCACUGCUAUUAAGCAGCAGAUUGAUCAGUAUCCCUCGCAGAAUCUCAUAUCAGAACAUUCAGACACAAGAAUAGUAGUAAAGCUGAAUAUCCACGUUGGCAAUAUUUCUCUCAAUGACCAGUUUGAAUGGGAUAUGGCAUCACCUGAAAACACACCAGAAGAUUUUGCCACCAAGUUAUGUUCUGAGCUUGGUCUUGGGGGUGAAUUUGUAACAGCAAUUGCAUAUUCUGUUAGAGGACAGCUCUUCUGGCACCAGCGUACAUAUGCUUUCAGUGAGUCACCCCUUCCUUGUGUGGAAGUUCCCUUCCGGUCACAGAGUGAAGCAGAACAGUGGUCACCAUUUCUUGAGACUCUCACAGAUGCUGAGAUGGAGAAGAAGAUCAGGGACCAAGACAGAAACACCAGGAGAAUGCGGCGAUUGGCGAAUACAACUCCAGGCUGGUAAUAAGACGUGGAGAUGUCUUCAAUUUAGAAAGUAUAAAUUACAGGUCAAACAAAUUUUUACCUGUUUUAUUAUAUUUAGGGACUCUUAAUCCAAUUCCUUGGAUUAAGAGCCCUCCCUCACUAGCAUCAGAUAGCCUACCUUGAGGGGAUUCUUACAUCUGUAGAAUAUAUGGAAGAGGACAUUGCAGUUCUUUCAAAUUAUCUAAUGUAAUUGAAAUUUUAUAUUGAGCCAAUGAAAAUGUAUAGUCUAGUGCCCUAUCUUCCCAUAUAAAAAUUAUUGGUUUCCUUUGGCUGUGUGUGCAGUACCUUGAGAAUCUAGCAAAAAUUUACCAUUUAGUUGUGCAGCAAUAAUAAUUUAUAUCACGACUAAAAAAAAAAUAUUUUUAAAUUUUAAGAAAUUUUGCAAGAAUAGAAAAGCUAAAAUAGAUACUGUAAAACAAAAAAACAAAUAAGUUUCUGGAGGCUAAGCAUAGUCUCCAGACAGUGGUACACACACCUUUGAAUCUACGGACCUGUGGAGUACGACCAGGUGGCAGGUGGAUAGAGAAGUGUGUUUUGCUGUGAUCAGAAUAGAACAGUUAUGUAGCCAGUGAAAUCCUUUGACUCGGCAUUUCCAAAGUUUGUUAAAUUGAGGGUUUACUGUAACAUUUUAAAAAAUUAUGGCUAAAAUUUUUAAUAUUAUGUUUGUCAUGUUCUUUCAGAUUAGUGUUUAUAAACUUGUAUUUAUGAUUCAUUACUUGGGCUGAAUGUGACAAGUUGAUUACUUAUGGUAGCUAAACAAUUGUUUAUAAAAUCCAGUCCAUAAAUUUUUUUCCUCCAAAUUUUAGAGCAUUAUACCAGUGAAGUACUCAAAGAAUGUUUUGGAUUUUUUUUAAAUUUAAGUGCUGUAUUAUACCAGUCAAAUAUAUAAAGUAAAUGUAUACUGUACAGUAUUUAUAAUAAAUACAAUUUUUUUUU